Molecule: messenger RNA, 11382 nt
Organism: Lymnaea stagnalis (great pond snail)
Lineage: Eukaryota; Metazoa; Mollusca; Gastropoda; Lymnaeidae
Source: the annotation of a GenBank genome assembly
AAACUAAAACCGGAUAUUGGGUUUCGACAAGUUAUUUUGUGUGGAGAUUCCGAUUGUUUAUUUUUUUACUAAUUUUUUUGUAACAGAAAAACAAAACAAACAAACCCAUUACGCCACAAGAACUGAUAAGUACGGGGGUUCAAUAGUUACCAUUCAUUUAAUUAUAUUUAUUUAAUUUUUAUUCAGGUUUACCAUUCCUAAUCAUCCAUUUUUUAAAUUUAUAUAGGGAAGCGUUAUCCACACAGCUCUGUGAAUAGUGAAUAACGUUGAGCGUUAUCGGCAGACCGAUAUCUGCGAAUAACGCCGAGCGUUAUCGGCAGGCCAAAAUCUGCGAAUAAUGCAGAGCGUUAUUGUUAGACAGAAAUGUUCCCAUAAUUACGCUCAUUUCUAGAAAUAAUUAAGAUCACAUUCCAAGCCGGGGUAGGGGUAUAGUUUUAAGUAGUGUAGGAUAGAUCGAUCGUUAAUGAGAAUGGCACAAACACAUCUCAAAACCGAAGCUACCGGUAUGCACAAGUUAAAUUUUAAAAAAUUUAAUAGGCCUAACUAUAGCCUAUAUAUUGGAUAUAGGAUAAUUAAUUGUGCCUACAUCUGCUCUGUUAGGGCAGAUAUCACAAUGUACAGUUAGAACAGCUGUAUCUGACUUAAACAUGGUUUAUGCGGCUCAUCUGCAUGUCCAUGUAUGGAAGUAAUAACAUGUUGCACUCAACAUGGCAUGUUGUUUACAGUUUUUUGACGAAACUUGAAUGAACAUUUUAACAAAAUAGAUUGAAACUUUUAACAUAAGUAACAAAACUACAUGAAAAUAAUAUUAAAACUAUGUGAACAGAAUAAGAAAGCCAUAUGAAGAAUAUUAUUAUAAUAUAACACUACGAAAUUAAAAUUAAAUUUUUUUAAAAAAAAUUUUAUUUAUAAAAAUGAGGCUUCCCCGACGGGGAAUCGAACCUAUGUCUGCCGGGUGACGGGCGGAGAUACUGACCACUACACUACCGAUGAGAUGUUUACAUACGAACUUUGUAUUUUAUAUUCAUAAUUUAAUUUAUCACAUUCUGCGAAUAAUGUCGAGCGUUAUCGGCAGACCGAAAUUUGUGAAUAACGGCUAGCGUUAUCCGCACAGCUAUGUGAAUAAUCACUUCGAUUUAUAUAUGUAAUUAAAAUAUAAUUAAAUUGUAUACAUUAUACUGAAACUCUUUAGUCUUUAGUAAAGAACUCACUCUUUAGUCUUUACUAACUAUAGGCGCAAUUUAUUUAUUCAUAUUUAUUUUAUAUAUAAAUAAUGCUAGGCCUAUAAAGUAAAUACUAAUAUAGUAUAGUAUAGGCAUAGUACUGUCUAAGUACUCAUACUCAAAGUAGACAUUGCAUAGGGCUAGGCCGCCGAGGAAAUUUCAGCAAUUUAUGAAAAAUAAAUAUUACACUCCCACUAGUCCCACUCAAUAAACCCACUAAAGACUAAAUACACUAAAUAGCAGGCCUUAAAUUUAAUAGAAAUGCUAAAUAGCCAUUCAUAUUAAUUUUAGUUGUUAGUUUAAAUUUAGAGCUCAGUGUGUGUUAACGCUAGUACUGAUAAUGUCUGAGUCUAUGUUAAUAAGCCUAGCCAAAUUUAAUUCUAAUAUAUUGUUAUUAUAGUAGUAGUAGGCCUACUGGGCAUUCGUAAACUUACUUAGGCCUAGGCUUAAUUAAUUUGUCUUUUUUUUGUUGUUGUUAGUCCAAUGAGUAAUGAGACUAAUCUGCAAACCUCCAAACGCCAGUCCCAAAUUCUAAACACUAGUAAAACGCAUUGAAUAAACAGUUACUUUGGCAGUUCAGUCAUGUUUUACUAAGAACAUGGUCAGAUGUGAUAAUUGUCACUCAGCAACUUUAAUUACUGUCCGAAAACAUGUUCUUUGCAUCUAUAGAGCCACUGGAAAGCACACAAGUCAAAAUUAUAUUGGAAACAGGCCAAUUUAUGCUUGGCCUGCAUCUAAAGUCCCUCAAUAGUCUGGAUGAACGGGAUGUACAAAAUCUUAAGCAUGAACUAUGAAAUCAUGCUGAUAAACUCCAUUAUUGAUUUGAUCGAUGAUAGCAUAGCCAGCCCAUGCAUCAGUAACAUUUUAAUGACAUUCAUUUCCUGAAAAUACAUGAUCAAUUAUAAUAUAAUGCGUUCAGUUCAAGCAUUGAGGCAUUUCUCCACGCUGCGAUUUCCUACCAACAUUGACCUGUAACACAUUCAACUAUUUCACAUGUUUAUCAAAGUGGCCUCUUUCCAAGCUACUUGUGUGCUUUCCGCUGGCGCUUUCGUAAAGAAAAAAGAACAACUUGAUAAUUUAUUAGUACUGUUACUAGUUUUGUAGUAAUAGUAAUAUGGUACGUUAAUUAUUGACGUAAGGCCUAUCGCCUAUGUGCUAUAAUAUCUGCUAUUUACCAUUUAGAUUUCUUUAUCUGUGGCAUGGUGUUAGUAUUUAGGUAGAAUACUAAGUAGGUAAAGAUCCCUGUUAGUUAGCGAUAUUGGUUUUACCAAGAGUUUUCUCAAUGUAAAUGCAGUGAUGUCAGUCAGGGGAAUCCCAACAUUCAACAUCGACUUAGUUCACUAAGGUGACCAGACCAACAGUUGGACCUGAUUAUGUGUAUAUCAAGUAUAUGAAUAACUUUCCUGUUUUUCAAGGAGCAUCUGCAUUAUUCACAUGAUAAACUUAAUCUUUAAACUAUAUAAACUGGGCUCAUGGUAGGCAAUUUGAAUAAUAGCUUUUUGUUUCUAUUUCUAGCCACACAUAGGGCCAUUCAGGAACUCAAGGGUUCUAAAACUUGCAGCUCAAAUUUUAUUGUGCUGAUCAUAAAGUGAUUGUUGUCACUAACUAAAUAUAUGGAAUUACUAUGCUCUAGUAAGGGUGGUUUGAUUUUGUUGCUGAAAACCCUCCACUAAGCUCUCUAUUUGUUAAAAUAGAUGCAGAUUGUUGGUUACUUUAACUUAAGCGCUUAUACAAAUACAAUCAUAAAUGGAAGUUAGAAUACAAACAUUCACAGUACCCGGUACGGUAAUUACAUAUCCUUACAUAUAUAACUUAAGCGGUGGAUAGAGCACUACUUGGAAAUAUACGCAAUGAUAAACCAAGUCUCAACCACUGCCCUGGACGAUAUCCCAGACUUGCCGGUCAUGGAGGAGCUUGAUACCCUACCCACAAUAGAAGAGCUACGUAGAGCCAUCGAUUGUCUCGCCAGUGGGAAAGCCCCGGGCAAUGAUGGUAUCCCACCAGAAGCUCUCAAAUGUGGAAAAGGAGUACUAUUACGGCCCUUGCACGAUCUCCUUACUCUGUGCUGGGAACAGGGACAGCUACCACAAGAGUUGAAAGAUGCAAACAUCGUUACAUUGUACAAAAAUAAAGGAGACAAGAGUAACUGCAACAACUAUCGUGGAAUCUCCCUCCUCAGCAUAGUUGGAAAGGCUUUCGCCCCAGUUGCAUUAACACGCCUACAGACCCUAGCAUCGCGUGUACUCCCAGAAUCGUAAUGUGGUUUUCGCGCCGGUAGGUCAACCAUAGACAUGAUCUUCUCUCUGUGCCAGCUGCAGGAGAAGUGCAGGGAGCAACAUAUGCCUUUAUACAUUGCGUUUGUCGACCUCACAAAGGCUUUUGAUCUUGUCAGCAGAAGCGGCCUGUUUCAGAUCCUCAAAAAGAUAGGCUGCCCUACGCGACUGCUUAACAUCAUCAAGCAGUUCCACGAAAACAUGCAGGACACAGUGUGCUAUAACGGUGUUGCCUCAGAAGCUUUUCCAGUGAGUAGUGGAGUUAAGCAAGGUUGCGUGCUGGCUCCUACUUUAUUUGCAAUCUUUUUCCCCAUCCUACUCCAGUAUGCCUUUCAGAACAACAGCGAGGGGAUAUACAUCCACACUAGAGAUGACGGCAAAUUAUUAAACAUUGCCCGCCUUAGAGCUAAGACUAAAACAAGAAAGGUCUUGCUGCGAGAGUUCUUGUUUGCAGACGAUGCCACUUUGGUAUCUCAUACAGCUUACGGCCUGCAGAGCCUCGUAUCCAGCCUAUCCGCUGCCUGCAAAGAGUUUGGCCUGACAAUUAGCCUAAAGAAAACUAACAUUAUGGCACAGGGGGCUGACUCCCUCCCCACUAUCGCCAUCGACGACUACGACUUGGAUACUGUUGACAGUUUCACAUAUCUGGGAUCCAACAUAUCGAGCACCCUCUCAAUGGAGGAUGAGAUAAGUGGGAGGAUAGGGAAGGCCGCAACUGUUAUGGCCAGACUGAAGAAAAGAGUCUGGUCAAACGCCAAACUAACAACAAGAACUAAGCUGCAGGUGUACCAAGGCUCAAUGGCUUCCACCUCAGAUGCCUGCGCCACAUCCUUGACAUUAAAUGGCAAGACAAAGUCCCCAACACGGAUGUCCUGUCCCAAACAAACAUGUGUAGCGUCCCAGCCAUGUUAAUCCAAAGACGCCUCCAAUGGCUUGGACACGUCAAGCGAAUGCAAUCUGGUCGCAUACCAAAGGACGUGCUAUACAGCGAGCUGGCGACAGGGAAAAGGUCAGUUGGACGGCCUCGUCUGAGAUACUUAGACAUAUGCAAAAGAGACAUGAAGUCCUCUAACAUCGACAUCUCAAACUGGGAGGAGUUGGCAGAGGAUCGAUCCUCAUGGCGGGGCAUCGUGAAGGCAGGAUCACUACAUGCCGAGGAUCAAAACAGGGCGGAAACAGCUGCAAAAAGAGCGAGGAGGAAGGCCGGUAAAUACUGCUCCACCGCAUUCGUGUGUGGGAAAUGUAACAGAGACUGCCAUUCGAGGAUUGGUCUCACCAGCCACACCAAGAGUUGCAAGCAAUAAAGAUAAUCUAUCGUCUCCCGCAGACGGAAAGAUGCCAUACAUACAUACAUACAUAUAUAACCCAGUUCAUAGUGAUGAUUCAAUUUUUAUUUUUCAGAAUGUCUCAAGAGGCUAUUUCACCUGAGCUGUUUAUUGAGAGGCAGCAAUUUGUGGAAUCUGCCAAAGUAUUCUUGGAAACAGAGAGGAAUAAGCUGGAUAAAAUGUUGGAAAGCUUAGGGUUUACCAUGGAACAGCUUUUAAAGGUACCCGCUAUAUAUAAUUAUGUUUUAAAAAUGAUAUUAACACUAAAGUGUGUAUUUAUAAGUCAGUGAUUGAGUGAUUGUUAUUGAGUUCAUAAAAAUACAAGACCUAUUGUCUGUCACAGAUAUGAAUAUAUGGGAGACAAGUAAUAUGGGAGUUAUUACUUAUGUAAUAUACAGAGUAUUGGGACUUUAAAGAAAACUAGCCAAUAAGAAGAGAGUAAGGAGUGAAAACAAAAUGAUGCUUGAAUAAUCCAUGAUGUUUAUAUAAGAAUAUUGAACAGGUUAUGUGUUGUUAUAUUAUGAAGUUUAAGUGAAGAAGAGUAUCCAGAGAAGCUAGUAAUUGAAGUAUUGAGAUUAAUAUGAUAUUAGUUCCAAGUAUGUUAGGAUUUUCAUGAGAUUUAUUUUGUGUUGUGAUCGUGUAUAAUAAAAUAUUAGUCACUAUUAUUUGACCACUUCGCCUUUGUUAUGAUUGAUAUCGAGAUUGUGAUUGUGACACCUAUAUUUUUAAAAAGUAAUUUACACACAGUAAUUUAAUUGUUUAGAUAGUCUCAUUCUAUAAGUGUCCAAAGUCUAAUUAUAUUUUAUUACUAGGUAGAAUGGCUGAAAUGUAUAACAUUUUAAAUACUUUUAAUUUCAUUCUUUAAAUUCCAUUUUCAGUCUGAGAAAAAGCAAAUGUGCCCAUACAAUGAGGAUCAUAUAAUACCAGAACAGUCAUUUAAAAAACACACUGAGAUAUGCAAGCUAUUAAAAGCAGGGUAUCAGAAGGAUGAACUAGUAAAACAAUGUUUUUCUCUUAUUUUGUCCAUAUCAUAAUUAGAAUUUAUCUUGAAUAGCAAGGGUCAGGGAACUUUUAAUCCAUUAACCCAAAAUAUAUUUGUUUAAGCCGUCUCCUCAUUUGCAAUUUUAAAGCUUAAGGAGCGUAAGGAGUGGCAACAAUAUGGUUGUGCGACGGGUGCAGAUCGCACAGGUGACCCCCCUCACAUAGGGGCGACACCAAAUGGAAAAUGUCAAAUUUGACCGCUCAACCAAGUCAGUUUCAUAAUUGAACUACCUGGUAAAUAAAAGGGAAGUCUGGAGGGGGUGACAUCUUGAGUUUACCACACUUUCUUACACUAAACCUAGUGAGGCCACAGAGAAUAAGAUAAAAUAGGCAACUAGACCAAAAUGAUGCAUAUAAGAUAAGACAUGUGGUUACACAAAUUGCCAAGCCACCCCCGUUCGCCAACCCCUGUUGUAUAGUAAAUACAUAGUAAGUGGUAAUCCUUUAUAUCUGUUGGAUAUUAUACUACUGGUACCAGGAAGGGCAAAUAUAAAAUUAGUGUGUUAUCUGCAUCAGGAAACCAAUAGCAUAAAUUGAGUCAAAUAUUCUGAUGGAGAAAAUCCAAGUCUUGAUUGUGUAGACCUCUUGGAUCUAUUUUAAUUUAAUCUAAAGGCUAAUAAGGCAUGUGCCCUGUAAAAAAAAGGAUCUAAUUUGUUUUUUUAUUUGAUGUAUGCGGAUAUUCUGAAAUGAUUAACCAAAUAUUCUGAUAUUCUAAUAACGGUCAUAGUAACAAUACUUAAAUUAUACACACAUUUGUUGAACUUGUAUAAUAAUAUGCUCUAAAUGUAUUCCUGUAGUCAGCUCUUCUUCAAGAAACAGACUUUGCUUAUGAGAAGGCAGAAUCCAUUUUAAAAAUUGAAAUUGGUAAAUGUUCAUUUUCCAUAGACAACUUUCAGUUUAAUUCCAUUUGGAUUUCAAGCAAUUUAUAAUGUUGCAUUGAACACGUUUUUAUUCUGAGAACUUACUUUUUCACUUAAGAAUAAUCUUCAGGUCUGUAAAUAAUUCAAAUAUGUUUUAAAGGGAUACAAAUAAUCUUUGUAUGGGAGGAGGAUUUACCAUGUAAGUAGAGUUUAUGUAAUUUUUAAAAAAAAUUAAAUUAAUCAGUUUAUUUUAAAACAUAUAUUACCAUUGUUGUGCUAAAUGGAUGGCUCUUAUUUACUUCAAUGGUUCUCAUCUAGACAUAUCAUGUACCGGUCCACAAAAACUAUACCAAAUUGUUGCUUCCAAACUCCUAUCUCUUAAAAGCACAUCAGACACUACCAGUUUAAUUCCUCCUUUGCUCUUUUUUUAAAGUGAAAACCUGUUGGCCAAUUGGAAAUUGACUAAUUAGAAAUUGUUGACACUGUUAUUUCUCUUAAUUGGAUGCAAUAUCUAAAUAUUCAAGCAUUUCCUAGAUUUACUUUCAAAUGAAUUAAUUAGAAAUUAUUCCUAAAGCAUAACGUUAAAGAAAAACAGUAAUAAUGAAUACAAAAACAAACAAAAAAUGUUUAAAUUAAACUAAAAAACAUGUGGUUACUAGGAGGUAUUCUCAAAAAUAACAAAUGUCUAAAAUGUUAAGAGAAGAAAAAAAAAAUGUGUAUUAAUCUUAUCAUGUUUUUAUUAAAUUUUCAGAUGAAAAGGUAUUAAAUAAAGUCAUAUGGGAUCACUGCAUCCAAAAUGGUCAAGGUAAUUUAAAUGCUGGACCAUUUGCUUUUAUCAGUUAUUUUUAAUGAUGUUAGUUGAGAGAAAGUUUAAGAUUCCAAUUUUUUUUAAAUUAUUUGAAAUUUGUUUUGUACACCAAGAAUGUGAUGCGUUGCUGCUAUUUAUUCACAAAACUAUUGUUGAUGAAGUGCAUAUUUGAUGUAACAAGUUUGAUAACUUUAGCUACUUACUUUACGACACAUCACAUCUUAUAUUAUAUACAACCAUUUUUAAAAUAUAAAGGCAAUGCCAGUAACUAAAUGCUAGCAACUUAACUAAUUUCUUUUAACACAGUGUUCAUUAAGGUUCCAUUAAUAGUUUAUACAGGUCACAGAAGCAUGCCAGUAAGUCACAUUGAUGAAAACAUCAUCCUCACUCAGGAAGACAGAUUGGCUUUGUAUAAACAUGUUGUCAAAGUAUCUCAUGAGGCUGGCAAAGUUAUUCCAGUGGACAGAGAUGAUGAACUACUCACCACUGAUUGGGGUAGUCUUGUUAAAAAAGGUAGGAUUUCUCUGACUAUUCUUAACACUUUAUGUUCACAUAGCGCAUAGUGUAAAAAAAAACAACCAUCUAUCCAUAUUACUUUUUCCCCUGGUAUAAUGAAAAAUAAAUUUCAUCAUCAUCAUGUCCCUUAGUCCUUGGACCGUUGGGGCGCCACAGAUGACAUGUGAACUAUCCUCCUCCAUUCGUCUCUAUCUUCUGCACUACGCACAGCAUCGCCCAGUGUUAGUCCUGUCCACUCUUUGAUGUUAUCCUCCCAUCUUUUUCUUUGUCUUCCUCUUCUUCUCCCUCCUCUUGUGGUGCCCUGCAAUAUUUCUUUGGCAAGUCCUUGUUUCCUUGUUAUGUGGCCGUACCAUUGUAGUUUGUGUUUUUUCACAAUAACCAGGCGGUAAACUCAAUAACUUUAUGAAAAUUACUAUUUGUCAGUGUAAGCGUCAAAAAGACUUGAAAUUCAAUGAAAAUAAUACUUUAAAAAAGCUAUUUCCCUUUUAAAAGUUAUGAUUUACCCAUUGGAGUUGGAUGUGAAUGUAAACAAGUUAGAAUGUUAUGGGGAGAUUUUUCUUUUUUGCAAUCUUAUUCUGUCUUGUGGCUAUGAUGGUUAAAUUCGGUAGUCGCCUAUUAGCGUGGUUUGGAUAUACAUUUUUAAAACAUGUUUUAAUGAAUUUAUUGUUAGUUAUAUUUUAUAUACUGUUACUUACUUUGUCAAAAGACUAAUAAAUUUAAAUUUAAUAUAAAGAUAAGGGAAAUGAGCUUGACAAGGGGAUUUUAUGAAACAGAACAAUAACCUAUGAUAGCUCAUAAAUUUUAAAGUCAUUGCACUUUAUAUCUUUAGCAAUGUCACAUUUUUAACUUAAAUAUUUAGAAUAAUUUUAAUAAAUUGUUUCACAUAAUAAAUUGAAUAGAAAAUUAAUAUUGCUUACCUCUAAAUCUUUUUUUAUUUAAAGAACGUUGGAUUUCUUUAAAUUAUGACUAGUUAGAGUCAAUGGCGGCAUGAACUGCAUGAACUUCCCAUCUAAAGUUUCUUGACAAAACAUGCACACAAGUAACACACUUUUUAAGAAUCUCAAUUAGUAAAUUAGUGCUACACCCCGGCUCCCCAGGUUAUGCCACCCCACACUUUUUUUUUAACGCCCGACCUAUAUUAAUAUUCCGAUGUCCCACCCCAUUUACACAGUCGAUUUAUGAGACCAUAAAUUGAGACUAUUUCAAUUUCCAUAAAACAAAAGAAAAUAUGCACACUUGCUGUAUUUUUAAGAAUAUCAUUUAGCGCAGUUAUCAGGAAUUUAUUUUGAACUCUAUUGAACUCAACAUUACAAUUACACCAUACCUUCUUUCCUUCAUCCCAAGAGAAUUAUAAGUAUUGAUAAAAUGAUAUAGAAUCUCACUACCAUUUGUAGGUCUGCUGGAUGAACAAAACAAUAAACAGUAUUCUUCCAAGCUUGAACAAUUGGCCGUCCUGAGAGAUUUGAAGAGGAGACGACAGAGUUAUAGAGCGAAAAAUGUGCACAUUACCAAGAAAUCAUAUACAGAGGUAAUGCUUAUUUAUUUGGCUAAUUAUGUAUGGAGAUACACUAAGUUGGACAUCAUUAUUUUUUAUUUUGUUUGAAUUAAAUAAUUUUUACAAGUCAUUGGGCUUUAGGGGCCAUCCAUAUAUUACUACACACACAAAAGGUCCUUUUCUCACUAGGAGUGUGGGGGUUCCGACUGUACCCGGGACAUCAUUGCACGGGGUAGACUCCCUCUCUGAAGAAUGACACCAAAUGAAAUGUAGUAAAUUUGACAGAGCUAAAUUAAGUAGGUUUUAUACCGAAACUAAGUAUAAUACAAGAGCAGCGUGUAAUUGGAGGUCCAUGGAGAAGUCGGGGUAGGGUGACACAUGAGAAAACCGCAAUGGGUGGAAAGAAUUCUAGUGACCCCACCGAACAUAAGAUAAAAUAGGCAACAAUGCAAAAAAUGAGGCAUACAAGAUGAGGGGUGAGCGCUAGCUGCUGAGCCACUAGUAAUUUAUUGGGUUCCUUUGGCUAUUGCGCAGGCCAGAUACAGUAUUUCGAGGGAGAAAAAAAAUGCUUCAAAUAUAAUUUUGUCUUUUGAGCCCUCAUUACCCCCAAAAUAUCCAUUUUUACCCCAUUUGGGGUAAUUUAGAGAUAUAAUUAAUAGGGUAGUUUAGGGCUGUCAGAAUUUCAGGAUAAAUAUGGCAGAAUGUGUGUAUAAAUGUAUGUAUACACUAUGCUAAGACCCACCCUGCCCUUUUUAAAAAAUUCCUAAAUCAGCAACCUCCUCAUUACUUAAGUAAUAUGCCGAUGGCCACUACUUACUUGAUAAUAAAUUGAUUUCUUUUUGGCAAUGUAUCCAUUCAUUUUUUUAAUAUUUUUAAAUAUUGUUUCCAUUGUUUUGAAUAAAUUUUCAAUAUUUUUUUCUGAAAAGAUUAUAAGAGAGGUGAUAUCAAACCAAAUGGAGAUAUUAGUGCCGGAAAGUAGCAGCAGGCAAUUGACAAGUCUGGGAGGUGAAUCAGAAGAGUUGCCCACCCCUGACAAGAGACAUGAAAGUAGGAAGGAUGACAGUAGAGAUAAAGACAGUCGACGAGAUUACAGAAGUAGAUAUAGACAAGAUUCUAAAGAUUAUGAAUGGAACAGAUCAAGCAAGAGGGACAGGUCAAGAGACAGAAAAAGGUCAAGAGAGACAUCUAAAGAAAGGGACAGAUCAAAUUAUAGGAGUAGAGAAACAUGCAAGUCAAGGGAGAAGAAAAGAGGUCAAAAGGAUUCUUACAAAGAUCCUGGAAAAAAUCGAAUUCACAGAGAUGAUGAAGGUUCAACUGAUCAGACUAUGGAAUUUGAUGAAGGCAAACAGACUGAUUGUACAGAUUGUAAUACAUCUAGAUCAGGGACUGAUGCAAAUCUAUUGUGUGAAAUAAAAACAGAAAAAUUCACAGAUGAUAAUGCAUCGUAUGAAUCAACCCAAUUACUAAAAACCAGCUGUUCAGAUUCUGAUAGUGAUGAUAACUAUGAUAAAAAAUCUAAGCAUAAAAAGAGUAAACAUAAGAAAAAACAUGGUAGUAAAAAAAGUAAAAAACAUAAGAGGAAAUAUUAAACUUUAUAUUUCAUGCAAGCUUACCAUAAUCUUGUUUGUUAUUUAACCAACAUCCCAAAAUUUGUGUACUGUUGAAUAUGGCAGAAUAAUUUAUUAUUUCCUAAAAAUGCAAGCCUUAAAAAUAUAAAGAACAAUAGACAAGAAAAGUAUAGAUAGUUCUUUUUAUUUGUUCAAUAACAUCCUCAAUGAUCUCAUCACCAAUAAAGCUAAAUAUUAAAUAAUAAAAACCAAUGUACAACAGAUUCACCCUGG